Molecule: messenger RNA, 2613 nt
Organism: Strongylocentrotus purpuratus (purple sea urchin)
Lineage: Eukaryota; Metazoa; Echinodermata; Echinoidea; Camarodonta; Strongylocentrotidae
Exons: 4
Coding region: 179-1501 (440 amino acids)
Source: RefSeq, a predicted model, not a curated record
UCUGUCAACAUAGUCAUAGAAAAUCUGCACAGUAUAGAGCUGAAUCUGUUACGUGAUUAAGCUAAACUAAAAUUAGUUUGAUUUCAUCUGAAACUGUAACCAGACGUAGUACACUUCAUCGCUUGAUAACGGGUCAAAUAUUUCAACUUUAAGAAAUUUCGAUUAAUUGAUAAGCAUUAUGGAACAGCAAACCCGUAUCCUAACCAUGCUGAAAUCACCAGCGCAAGUACCACCUUCUUUCCCCCCGCAGCUGCCCGGCAAACCGGUGUCCAUCAACAGCAACAUGCCCGAGUCCAUGCCCCGAGAAAUGCCGCCUGGUAUGGCUGCGGGUCCGCCGGGGGUGACGGCAGGUCCUCCAGUAGGUGCUGAUGGGGAAACAAUCAUGGCCUUCGGUCAUCGUAUGGCCCAGACCAUCAACGCCGGUUUUCUGACCUUGUCUAUUGCUGUUGGACGUCAGACAGGAUUAUUCGAGGCCAUGGGCAGCUUUCAUGGACAACCCAAAACUUCACAAGAAAUAGCCGACAGAGCAGGGCUUAAAGAAAGAUAUGUUCGUGAGUGGCUUGGUGCCAUGUUAACUUCUCAAAUCGUCGAGGUCGAAGGAAGAGACCGCUUUUUUCUGCCGCCACACCGAGCCAUCUUUCUCGGCCGAGACGGGCCAGGAGAAGAACUCGCCAUUCUCGCGUGUGCCUUACCCGUGCAGAGUCAAGUCUUUGAGAAUAUCGUCGAGUGCUUUAGGAAAGAUGGUCCGCGAGGUGUGCCUUAUGAUUACUUCGACAAAUUCCACGGGUUCAUGAGCCAGUGUUCCAAUAUCUGGUGGGGCAAGAACUUGGUCAACUGCUUCCUCCCAACUGUACCUGGUCUAACGGAGAAACUUGAAUCUGGUAUCACAGUUCUGGACGUUGGUUGUGGAGAAGGCGGUGCAUCUAUUCUCAUGGCCAAGCAGUAUCCUAACUCACGGUUCAUAGGAAUCGACAUCUGCAGCUACGCUAUCCAACAGGCCAAGGGUUACGCCAUCGACGCCGAGGUAGAGAACGUCGACUUCCAGAUCAUGGAUGCCCACUUAAUGCCGGACGAAUGGGAGUUCAAGUUCGACUACGUCCUCGCUAGCGAUUCCCUGCAUGACAUGGCACAUGUGGGCGUCGUGUUGCGAGAGAUACAGAAAGUGCUCAAACCCAAUUGCCACAUGUCUGUCCUGGAGGUUAACGCCCGUUCCGACAUCGUCGACAACUUAUCGAUGCCGUUUGCCUCCACGUUCUACACCAACAGUCUCUUUCACUGCAUGACGGUAUCGCUGUCGGCCGACGGCGGGGAAGGGCUCGGCAACAUGUGGGGACGGGAGAAGGCCACGGCUGCGCUGACCGAAGGCGGAUUCACGGUCAUCGACGAGUCCGUUCCCGAGGGCUGGUUCAAUAUACACUACGUCUGCAUCAAAACUGACAAGAAGGGCCGUUCGUCUUCUGACAGCGCAACUUCGACGCGUACAUUAAAACCGGACGACUGAUCGAACAUGAGAUGUCAAUGAUUUAAGACAUGGAACUAAAAUUCGGGAAGAGCAUUGUGCCUCAAUCCUGACACAUAUAAAACUGACUAUUAUUCAACCACCGGAGGAUAUCGUCACCUAUGACUGCUAUGAGAAAGACGUAUUCCGUGAAAAAAUGUUAAGAAUUUCCUGAUUCCACCGCCAUUUUGAUAAGCAAACACGUACACUUUUUAAUUAAUAGCUGCCAGGAGGUAAAAGUUGUAAAAUGUACAUAAUAAAAAUCAUGAAUGACAAGAAAUAUGCAGUCUGGCUGAAAUGGAAUUGUUUCAAUCAUGGUAUUGUACAGUUUUGAAACUCUCCUAAACCAUCGUUAUUUAUUUUCAUAAGAUAGCAACUUUAUAGCGCCUGUAUAUACAGAAGUAUUGUAUUCACAAAGUAAAAUAUUGUGUAUCAUGUAUAUCGGGAAAUGUACAAAAAAAAAUAAGUAGCUCUCUCCACAAAUUUAUUGGAACUAUCUUCAAUGAUUAUGAAAUCAAAAAUGGGAACCCUCUAGGUAUAUGGUAAACAUCAAUGUGACUAUAAACUAAUUUAGAUUCUUUAUUAGGUUCGGAUACUGCUCAAAGUUUGGAGGUUUUUCAAAAUUAUCCAAUUACUUGAUGUGGUAUAAUGUAUGUUAAAGACUGAUAAAUAAGCAUGACUUUACAAAGACGUCAUUGCAAGAUACAUUUGUUAAAGCAAUAUUUGCUACCUUCGUUCAUUAUAGUUUUCCAAUGAUUUUUAGUCUCAAUAUAUUCAUUCACGACGUUAAGAUGAGAACCAUAAAUCGAAUUUACUUGUGUUUUACUCAACCUGUGUUUCUAAGUUGUUCUAAAGUAAUCACCAGUGAUCAUAUUUAUUUUAUCAAUUCUGCAUGUAUUCAAUCAAAGUUGUGUAUUUACACUAUUCUUAUUCAUGUCUUUGUAAAUUGUUUGGUAAGAAAUACUAUAAUUCUGAAUCGUAAAACUGUGUGAAUGUUUUUUCACUACACUCCCAGUUCCCUAUCUGUCUAUCUAUCUAACUAAGUAUCUUCUCCCGGUUCGGAGGUUGAUUGCAGCAUCUCUCCAUUUCACUCUAUCUUCUGCCAUUCUGAUGCA